ACGAGCGUGACGAAUGCGCAUGCGCGGCCGGCGCGGGCUUUCCUGGAUGCGGGAGAGCAACAUCAAGGGACGGCAGCAACUGCUGGCCACGCGGCGCACCAGCAGCAUGCAGAAAGGGAGAAGGGACAGCUGAUGCGCGAGCGACGGCUGAGUUCGUACCAGAAAGUGCACGAGUUCUUAGUUCCUACUGCGUCGUUGGUAAAUCGGUACACGAAGGAGGACAGUGCGCGGGACCUCAGCAACUACAACUUGGUCAACCAAGAUCUCAAUCGGCAUAUGCUGCUCCGUCGAACCGUUCUGUGGGAUCAAAAUACCGGACCAACUGGACUGGAAGGUACGUUUGCACCCACGUCUCCGAACCGUUUCGUUCCGGGGGGCGACAGCGCCGCGCCUCGCGAGAUCCUGCUUACAAUCGAGGAAAUCGAAGCAAAGGAGCCAAUCAUUGAGGAAAGGACGCCUGCCGCGGAAGAAGAAGAACAAGGAGCACCCAACGGGAGCGCCGACGCCGCGAAUACAACAACUGCAGCGGAACAAGGCGGUGUUGAGCAGGCUCUCCCUCCACCGGAGGUCAAAAUCACGGCCCCGUCGGGUGCUCCUGCAGCUGCCACCGGAUCGCCCAGUGACACAAUUCCAGAGCAUGAAGCACUAGGAGGCGCGCCGGAGCCGACGGAGGGCAACAUCCAUGUUUUCAGUUGCGCCAUACUGGACUUCGAGCGCAGAAACGAAAGUCCGCUCCCCGUGACGCCUACUCACCCGGCUUCCGGCGGUCCGCCGAUCGCGCCCCGCUCGCUGCAGCGAAAGUUGAGCGUCGGUGCCAGUUCGGGGGAGCUCGUACAACUACAGAAGGGGGUCAUUCGCAGCCCGUCCGCACGUUUCGGCAACAAAAAUUCCGCAGGGGGGACCGGGGCCGGCCCCGCACCGCCCGACGGCGAAACCGUUGUGCAGCUGCUGUUCGACGGGAAAUCGCUGAUCCUGCAAGAUUUGGAAGGACGCGUGCUCGCGCGGGGCCUGGUGACCCCCGAGGGGGACGGCCAGCUGCACACGUUUUACCACUGGGUGCAGUGGAAAAACACGAUCGAGGACCCGGACACGCUGACCCAGGUGUACGGGGUGCGGAAAAGCGGGGACAUUGAGUUUCCGUGUCGCGCGGAAGUGGAGGAGGAAGCGGUGAUUUCCCGCGUCCACUCCGGCGUCUCCAGUAUGAUGGUGGCGCGGACGAUCGCAGCAAACUUUUACUUUUUGUGCUACCUGUUUCUCACUGGUCUCCUCGUCCUGCCCUUUCUGGUCCGCAGCCUCUCCUUCAAAGCCGAUGCGGAGUUCCAGCUGUUGCGCAGACAGUGGGCGGCCAAGCGGGACACGCUCCUGCGGUCGAGCGGCGUGAUGAAUGGAUCUUCGAGGUUGCUGGUGGACAAGCACUCUGUUGUACAACCGAAAGGAAGCAAUAAGAUCUUGCUGCCGGAAAAUGCGCUCAGCGUGAAUUCCAUCCCCAACAGCCUAGUCGACCAGCCGCGAGCGAGAUUGCAAUCCGAGGACGGAGGGGCCUCCCUGCUGAAUUGGCGGAACAGGAAAACGCAGAGCGCAACCUCAAAAUCUGCGCUGCGACGGGUGACACUGAAGCACAGAAAGACGAUGACGCGGUUUGCGUGGCGCGAGCAAGAUGCGAUGCAGGAGCAACUUCGGCGGGUCUGGUGGUGGAGCCAGAUGCUGCUGGCGGUGAUGCACUGUGGGUUUGCGCUGCAGCGAUGGCGCAUACGCGACGCGUUUUUGCGCAACGAUCGAAACGACGACCCGAUUGUGGUUUCCCUGCCGGGGAUUCUGCACGGCGACGCGUCUUUCCUUGCCGAGCUGGGUCGCCAGAAAACCCAGGCGGAUGUGAAGGUGAUGAUCCUUCCAACCUGCAUUCCGAUCGGCCUCGACGCGCUCACGUCGUUGAUUGCUGCGGUCGGCGUUUUGGCGUUGAUUUUUCGCAUCGAAGACAGGGGCAUUUUGCGCAAGCAAAGUCCGGGGAAGGAGUUGGAAGCAAUAAGUCAAGCCGACGCUCGUGGUUUCUCGAGAAAAAUCACCGACGAGCGCAAGCAAUCUAGGUGGACCACUAAGGGACGGGAAACGCGCCGUGGACGGUUUACCACAAACAGUCCACGCGGGUCGCCGCAAAGCGGUGAGAACUUUGACAAUCGGGACGGCAGUCCAACCUCCUCUACAGAAGGGAAGGCUGUUGCUACCCCGUCGCGGCGCACCCGAAAGCGAGACACGACUGCUACGCCGACGAGAGGGAACGGACCGACGAAAUUCAUUUUGAAUGACCGAAAUAGAAAUACCCACCAGCAGGACAGAGAUAUGAGUUCGGACGAGAAGGAGGACGCCGUCGCGCCGCUCAUCCACUCUAGUUCGGCAGCUUCGUCCGCCGCGUCGUCGCUGUAUCAGCUGGGUCGUGCCGGAGGGCUCCCGCAAGACUCCUCUCCGAUUACUACGCACGGUGCGAAAAGCCAGCACCCUUGCUGCACGGCGGGGACUACGUGCUUUGCGUGCCUGCAGAUGCUCGCGUUUUUCUCUGCCUUCAUGCUUCUCUUCUUUGCGGUGUGGAUGCCGCACAUUUUGGAGGCGGAAUUCGACGGGGGAACAAAGGAGGACCUCGAGGGGAACAACUAUGGCUCGCCACACGCGCUGCUCGCCAGCAUGGACUCCCUGCAGCUGCAAGGACGGCAGAGUCUUUCGCAGAGUCUGAUGACGGUUUUGUUAGGGGUGAAUCCUUACUACAAUUCCAACUUUAUCCAGUACGCAGACAUUAUUUCCUGGAAGCGGCGUUUUUUCAGCCGCGACUUCGCCGUCUGGCCGGCACUGGGACGGCAGGCUCCCACGUCCCCCACCCACCCGAGCGGGAGUCCGGACUCGGAACCCGCGGAAGUCGUGCGGAAGCCCCGCCGCAUUCCGACUUUCACCGGCGCGGACGACCCGCGGAAGACGCACCUGCUAUCGAACGAGAAGAAAUCUGAUCUGACCAAGAGCGCGCUCAAGGUUCCCGGCACAACGCCGCCGGCGUUGGGGCCGAGCCCCAAGUCGGUGAUGUUUGAUAGUGGCGAAGAGAGCGAGAUGUUGAGCGCAGAUGUGGAGAACGCGGAGGAAGCGUCGAUGGGCAAAUCCACGAGCACAUCGAAUACGACGGAGGUGGUGCGCACGCUGAGCGAGGGGCGCGUGCCGAGUCUCGGGGGUGCGCGCUUAGAGGAGUACCCCGGCAGGUCUGGGAAGCGCGCGUCGACCGGGCCGCAACUCGCUGCCUCGCUGGAGCAGCUGGAAAGCGGGGUAACAUCAAGGCCGCACUUCGGCCGCACCGGGUCUGCUCUUUCAGCGAGCGAGCCGAAUCUGAGCCAGCCUCAGGCGUUAAUGUUUCGGAAUCGGAAUGGCACCUCCUUCGGCGCAGCGCUCGGUCAACAUCUUCCGCGCGGACCGCGACCGAGCUCCUCCGCGCUGGCGCAGCCGCCGCUCCAGCCGACGUUGUCCCGGAGGAACUCGACGGCAACGCAGUUGUCCUUGCCCGGGGUGAAGAAUCGGAGUAAGCCGCUGCCGCCCAGGGACACGGUGCCCUACGCCGGCGCGUUCGUGAAUGCCGGACAGCUGGUUCCAGCGACCGGCGGGAAUUCCGUGUCGAAUCGCGCGGGAGGACGGCCCGCGCAGGGGAGCCACAGCAGCCGGCGCGACGGCACGCCGCUGACUAGUACGCGGCUGCUGCGCCGCUUGCGUCGCGUUGUCGUGGAAAACUUACGGGACGAGGAAAUGUUUUCUGCCGAUUUCUUUCUGCGACACCAGGCCAACGCGCAGGAAAGUUCCGGAUUGGCACAGCUGCUGAACGGGCUGCAGAGCUGGCUGCAAGUGCUGCACCAGCUGUACCGCAAAGUCUUGGGGUUGCCACCGUUAUCCUGGGUUUUGUUUCUGCUGUUCUCCGUGCGGGAUCAGGACGACCACCUGCAUCCUUCGGGGAGUCAAUCGUUGACGAUGUCCGAGAUCGCGUUGUUCAACCGCUUGCACCCGGAGUGCUCCAGUGCGGUGGCUUGCCGUGGCCCGGGGUUCGGCCUGCGCCAACGGGCCGGCAGCGGUGCGACGGGCGCGGGAACAGGCACCCACACACGGUGCAGUGCGGCCAGUGCGGCGGGCGGGGACUACACCUUUGACGUGCCUGCUGCCGAUCGGUCUGCCUUGACGCCGGUCUGCCCGACGGGAAGUAGUAACGCGGGGGACCUAGACCUGCGCACAAAGAUCGAACAAGCGAAUAAAGAUGUGAAUCUCGGUGAUGCUGAUGCCGCAACCACGGCUGGCGCAACUCGCGGCAACCCGUCGAGCUCAGGAGUCUGGGGCCUGUCAUUACCCAGCAUGCCGUGGUCUGGGUUCAGCCGCUCGAGUUCAUCUGCUGCUAAUGCAGCAACAGAAAACAAGCGAGACGCAGCCUGCAGUCCUGUCGUGGACGCGGGGUCUACUUCCGCAGAGGAGCAGGCGGGCAAGAGGAAAGAGAACAUGCUGGACGCAGCGGAGCUGUCAACCCCGCAGCUCGGAAAAGGGCCGGCGGAUACUGAAGCGCAACUACGCGGUUGUUCAAGCCAGCAAACAGGAGCCGUCCGAGGAGACAAUGUGGUUGGAGUACAACAACCUGGAGGUGGAGCUUCUGCGGCUGUAGACCACGAGGCUGAAGAAAGUAAAGAGCACUUCACGAGAACAGCGACCGAAGACGAAAAUUUUCUGCUCGACCAAUUCUAUGAGCCGUAUCCCGAUGCGGGUGCCAUGCUUUUCUUUCUGGACCGCAGCAUGGAGUUUUUGUUGCUCAUCAUUCUCGUGCUGUACGCUUUUGGGAAGGUGGUAAACGAGAAAUUCUGCUCCUGCUGCAGCUGCGGGCUCUAUCUCGGGUACUGUCUAUUGCUAGUCCAGAUAGCGUUUCUGGUGUAUGGGCUGCUCUGGCGGUUCUCUGUAUUGAUGUGAUAGUUUAGACGGUGUAAAUAAAAGAAGUACAGCAAAGACUUGGACAUUAUGCGCAUUGGAGUUGUUGAAGAAGUGGUCGAGCCACUUUCGUCACCGACGAUUUAGAAAUGAACUUCUUUCAUCUUUUUUGGCGGAGUGAGUCCUUCGCGAUGUAAAACGGUAAAUAAUAGCAGAAUGAGUGCGGAGGUUGUUGUCACAAAAGAGAAUACAGUCGAUUCAGCGGCAAAAUGAGAUGAGGCUUGCGUCGUGGUUAUUCAGAGUCGCAUGCGUUUUGAUCUUUUUUGCCGACUAAUUGAUUCACGAGAAAUUCGAGAAUACGCACAUUCAAAAUGACUGGGACAGCAAU
This is a messenger RNA of Amoebophrya sp. A120, 5311 nucleotides long. The record is from the annotation of a GenBank genome assembly. NCBI's taxonomy places the organism in Eukaryota, Dinophyceae, Syndiniales, Amoebophryaceae.